CCCUUUGUAAACACAGAUGUACAAGCAGCAUAUCAAAGAAGACUGGAAAGAAACACUUUAACCGUCUUGUACGGCAAUGACCUAGACAUAUCAAGGACUACAACCUUCAUCACAGAUUAUCUAAUUGUUUUUGAUAUAGUAUUUGACCCAGGAUGAAGUUUGCAGAGCAUUUGGGAGCUCACAUUACUCCUGAAUGGAGAAAACAGUAUAUACAGUAUGAGGCAAUGAAAGAAAUGUUGUAUGAAGCACAGGAGCAAGCACCAUCUCCAGAAGUGACAGACGAAGCCACCAUCCACAGAUUUUUCGCUCGGUUUGAUGAACGAUUUUUCCAGUUCUGUGACAAAGAGCUAUCCAAGAUAAACACAUUCUUUUAUGAAAAAAUAUCAGAGGCCAACAGAAAAUAUGCCAGCUUAAAGGCAGAACUGGAUGCUUACAAUGAGCAUGCCCACAAACCAUCCACUUUGGGAGGUCUACGCCGCCGCAAGCGGGACGGGGUGUACGCUCUCUUCAAGGACAAGGAGAACCAAGGACUAUCCCACGCACGCAAGCACAAUGACCUGAAGCUGGCCUUCAGCGAAUUCUACCUCAGUCUCAUCCUGCUACAAAACUACCAAAACCUCAACUUCACAGGGUUCAGAAAGAUUCUUAAGAAACAUGACAAGCUGAUGCAGACACAGAGAGGAGCGGAAUGGCGUCAGGGAAAUGUAGAGAUUGCCCCGUUUUAUACCAACAAAGAGGUGGAUCAUCUGAUCAAAGAGGUGGAGCAAGUUGUAACAACAGAUCUAGAGGGAGGAAAUCGAAGUAAAGCAAUGAAAAGGUUGAGGGUGCCUCCACUAGGAGAAAAGCAAAAUCCAUGGACUACAUUCCGAGUUGGCUUAUUCUCAGGUUGUUUUCUGGUAUUAAUUGUCUGUAUUGUCCUUACUGCUGUUUUUCCAAUUGACACCAGCAUACAAUGGGACACAUCAGUACACAUGUACCGGGGACUAUUCCUGGUCAUCCUCAUGAUAUUCCUCCUUGGCAUUAAUACGUAUGGCUGGAGGUCAUCAGGGGUCAACCAUGUACUCAUAUUUGAGAUUGAUCCAAGACAUCACUUAUCUCACCAACAGUUAUUAGAGCUGGCAGCAUUUCUAGCAGUGUUGUGGGCCCUCAAUGUCCUAGCAUUCCUGUACAGUAAAUUCCUCCAUAUCCCUCCCUAUGCCUGUCCCCUGGCCCUGGUUGUAUUCCUCAUUCUGUAUCUCAUCAAUCCAUUCCGAAUUCUCCACUACAGCUCAAGGAUGUGGCUGCUGAAAAUAUUGUUCCAUAUUUUAACUGCACCUUUUCACCAUGUGGGCUUUGCUGAUUUCUGGCUGGCUGACCAGUUAAACAGUCUUAGCACAGUAUUACUGGACUUUGAAUACAUGAUUUGUUUCUAUGGUUUUGAAGUGGACUGGUUGCCAAAUCCUGAUAAAUCAAAAAUUUGUUCAAGAAAUGUUUAUGCAGUUGCCAUUCGUGCCGUAAUCAGCUGUCUGCCAGCGUGGUGGCGAUUUGCUCAGUGUUUACGGCGUUACCGUGACACCAGACUAGCAUUUCCUCAUUUAGUGAAUGCUGGGAAAUAUUCCACGACAUUCUUUAAUGUUUUGUUUGCUACACUUUAUAAAGUAGAAACAGUGGUAAAUAAUAACACAGAUUCCAUCCAGAACCAUUCUUUCUUUUAUCUGUGGAUAACAUUCGCCAUCAUAAGUUCCUGUUACACGUUAACCUGGGACCUCAAAAUGGAUUGGGGUUUACUUGACUCCAACGCAGGGGAAAACCGAUUUCUCCGAGAGGAGAUUGUUUAUGCCUAUAAGGCCUACUAUUAUUUUGCUAUCAUUGAGGACUCCAUUCUAAGAUUUGUGUGGACUCUACAUGUCUCAUUAGGAGAAGGGAUUCUUUUUAAUCAGAAGGAGGCAUUGGUAACAAUAUUGGCAUCUUUUGAAGUAUUUAGGAGAUUUGUGUGGAAUUUUUUCCGACUGGAAAAUGAGCAUCUCAACAACUGUGGACAGUUCCGAGCGGUGCGGGACAUUUCUAUCGCUCCGAUAGAUUCUAGUGACCAGAACCAGCUGGAGGAAAUGAUGGACGAGGACGACGGAGUGUUUACGUAUCGCAGCGAGAAACGGAAAUUACUCUCCAGUCAGCACAGAAGGAGUAAAAGCUCGGCAUCGCUACGAACUCGACGAUCCUCUGCCCUCUUACGUUUCAUGGACCCGUCGAAAGAAGGAUAAACAUGAUGAAGAGACUACUAAAAUCAAGUGGAACUUCAAGGGUGUGUGAAACUAUAUAUGUUUCCAACAUUUCAACCAGACUGACCCACUCUAUAGAAAAAACAGAGAUUUGAUGUGUUCAGGGGUGAAAGGUCGAGAGAUUUUUUCUGUGAUAAGUACUGCUUGUGAUAUGAAUGUGUAUACAUGUAGUUGAGUAAGGAUGAAUGUACUGCUUUUGUGAAGAGAUGCUAUAAAAAAGAAAAUUUGUUAUAAUUUUCAGGUAAAGAUGGUAUAAUUCUUUCAUCUUAUUUUUUAGUGACCAACUUUAACAAUUCCCAGACCUUGCUAUUAUUCCUUUAAAUGAAAAAGGAUUUCUUUCUUAGCUUUAAUUUUGUCAAAUGUCUUUAAUUUGUUAAGGUCUUUUCAGACAGUUAAGUCAUUAUUAUUUGUUAUACAUUUCUUAAGCAUUUAAUAGCACCAGAUACAUGUAGUUAUUAUGAAAUUAGGAUCUCAAAUGGAAAUUCUCUGCCCCCCUCCCAGCAAUUUUUUGUAAAAUUGUAAAUCAUGUGAUACUUGUAAUACAGUAGGUAAACUGGUUUGAAUUGAUGUGAGUCAAUUACAUUUAGUACAUAUGUACUAAAUUUGUUCCUACUUUGAUGUUUUGACAAAUGGAAAAACAUUUCUUUUUCUACUUAAAUAUGAAUUUUACAUGUACUUACAAUGUAGAUGAUUUUGUGAUUUCUUUUAAUUCUUUUAAUUCACCUCAGUGAGGUCAGCAUGAUAAAAUUUACCAUUACUGUGAUUAUUCUUGGGUGAGUGAUUCUACAUUGGUCCUGGCCCAUGGAUGAAAUUAGAGUUGAAUGUACAAUGAACUGCCAAACAAUUUUUUUCCAUUUUCAUACCCAACUGUGGUCAGCCCUAAUCAUUGAAUGAAGAUUAAUAGAGAGCCAGACUAACAGAAAGACUUUUUGACGUGAGUUGCAAAAAAGUCUUUGAUAGUACAUGUAUUGCAUGUAUAUAGCUCAUUUCUUUUUUCCCUUUUCAUUUCUCUCUUUCAAAAAUUUUGUACUUACCAGGCAUUGUAGGUACUAUAAAACAUAAUACCAGACUUGUAUUAAAAUUAUUAUUUUGUUUAGUUUACACUUAUGUUGUUAUUACCUCAGUUGGAUCUGAGAACCAGGUAUUUUUCUUUGUUGAUAUUUUAUAAAAAAUAUGUUUACAGAACAUGCAGCAUACAUGUAUGUUUAAAAAUAUCUAUUUGUUUGAUGUAAAAUGUUAAAGAUUUCAAUUGAGUAUUUUAUUUGUAUUUUAUUUUCCAGAAACAUUUUAAUUAAUCAGAUUUGUUUUAAUUAUAUAAACAUGCAUGUAUUCAAUAUAGUUGUACAGUACAUGUAUAUGAAUAGCAAGUAAUAAAUAACAAUGGGAGUAGAAUGUUGUAUUGUUUGUAGUAACAGUAAAACUCGCUUAUAAUGAAGUCACUGGGACUCAUGAAUUUACUUCGCUAUACCUGUAAUUUGUUAUGUUCGUACAAGAAAUUCGUAAAAUUGAUAUAGCUUAGGAUUCAAGAUAACUUCCCUAUAUCCAUGAAAUUGCAAUAACCGUGUACAAACUAAAUGAGUUUUACUGUAUAUUGUGACUAGGCUUUGAAAUACAUGUGUACAUGUAUAAGUACAUGAACUGUAUGUACCAGGUAAUAAUUUUACACACUUAUAUUAACUGUAUUAUAUUUGUUAAACUAUGUAUUCUGAUCCACUUGAAACAGGUCAGUAUUUCAAAUCAGUAUAGUUAUGUGCAACGAAUUCCAAGAUUCCAUGACCAGCCAAAAUUGCUGUUAUUUAUUCAAUCCAGUCUGUUAUGUAUUAUUUCUCCGCAAUACUUAAUUGAAAAAAUCAUAUCUGUAUUACAAUUGUGAUUUUAAGAUUAGUACAUGUAAAAACAUCCAUAGCAAAGGGUCCCAGUUAUACAUGUAUAUGUCAACAUUUAUAUGACUGUGUGAAAUAUCCGCUAGAUGUAAAACAGUUUUUAGAUUUUUUAAAAUUAUAAAAUAGGAUAACUGUUAGUCUUAGCAGUCCGGUUCUUGACUUUGCAAUUGGCAAAUAAAAAAGUUUGCAUAUUAUACGUGGUUUACAGUGACUAUAAGCUUGAUUUUAUGUGGUUGUCCUCUGAUUUAUUAAUCAGAUUAUAUUAGUUAAUAAUUUUCUUUUCUGUGAUCUAGGACUUUUCAAUGUUUGACCAUUUGUCUAUGUUUAUAAAAAUUUGGUGCUGAUGUACUUGUCUCUUGUUAUAGAAAAUUAGUUGUGAUUCCCCACCUUCCUGUAAUAGAAUGACCAUUUGAUUUGGAGGGGGGGAUGCUGGCUGGCAGGUUUUAAAGAUAAAGAAUAAACACCCAUACCCCCUCAAAAUAGAGUUUUGGAUAUUGACAGUUUCUGCCAAACUUUUUUCAUCAAAGAAGAAAUUAAAUAAUCUGCCCUUGAUCAUCUAGAAAGGAAAUAAUCUACAUUUAAUCUUGACUUAUGAACACAAAAAUAAGUAACUCUCCUCCUUCAGAAUCAAAUCAAGUGGUCGUCCACUUUAUAGUAUUGAACAGAACUCCUACAUUUGAUGCAUAAUAUAAAAAAAAAAUAAUAAAUGCCAGUUGAUUUGUUUCUAGUCAAACAUGUCAAGGUUAGAGCAAUAUAUAUGUAACUUUUUUAUGUUGUUGAAAAUUGUCCAUCUGCAAAAAGUGCUAAAUACUGCUUGCUGUGUCUUAUUGAAGUUCAUGUGAAAUUUCAAAACAUAUACAUAUUCAAAACCCAAAUAAAUCUUUAAUUAAUAAGA
This is a messenger RNA of Saccostrea cuccullata (small rock oyster), 5036 nucleotides long. RefSeq names its product solute carrier family 53 member 1-like. Bases 153 to 2240 code for a protein of 695 amino acids. The transcript has 18 exons. Gene Ontology annotation, molecular function: inositol hexakisphosphate binding. The record is from RefSeq and is a predicted model, not a curated record. NCBI's taxonomy places the organism in Eukaryota, Metazoa, Mollusca, Bivalvia, Ostreida, Ostreidae. Gene Ontology annotation, biological process: cellular response to phosphate starvation; phosphate ion transport. Gene Ontology annotation, cellular component: plasma membrane; cytoplasm; Golgi apparatus.